Chara braunii is the source of this 1045-nucleotide messenger RNA. NCBI's taxonomy places the organism in Eukaryota, Viridiplantae, Streptophyta, Charophyceae, Charales, Characeae. The record is from the annotation of a GenBank genome assembly.
GACUGAGGAGCAGACACAGAGACUCCUCUAUUAGGAUGCGGCCACAUUCGGAUGGCAGGAGGAGGUUAGGAUGAGGAGACGGACAGGAGAGGAACCUACGCCUGAGGGAGAGCGUAUACAGGAAGAGGAGAGGCUUCAGGCGAGAUUGUUAUAUGAUGCCUCCGUGCGAGAGUUGGCGGGAGUGAUGGAGCAUGUCAGGAGACUCACGCAGACCGAGGUUGCACGAGGAGAGGUGCUUCAGGAUGCGGUACAAAGGAUAGGUGCUCUGGAACAGGAGAACAAAGGACUGAGGGACAUGGUACGUGACCUCGUUACCAGCGCCGAGCAGGUAAGACAGUCUACCUCGAGACUCGAGCAGAGGAUUACUGACCUAGAGGAGGGUCAGAGGGGUCAGGCCACGACAGGUCUGGUCGAUGAGAGGAGGACUGAAGAGCAGCAGAUUCCUAUCAUACAGGCACACGUCUCUCAUGAGGUAGAGCCAGGUGGAGUGAGAUUGGGUACCCCUCGGCGAGAUUCGCAGACGGAGGAACCACACAGGGCUAUGGGGAUGACAUGUGAGGAGGCUGCAGUCGUCGACAAGCUCAUGCUUGAGCCAGACGAGAUUGAGAGGAGGAGAGAGGAAGAGGCACGAGGUUUAGACUGGGUCCCUCCAUCAGAGUUGGCAGUCAAGGAGGAUGCAUGCCGAGAGAUGGAUGGUGGACACGACGAGCUCGAGACGGUCUUAGAGUCACGAGAUGUCAUACCACAGCAGGACACGAGAGUGUCAACUGCGAUACUGCCUACGACUUUACCAUUUACACCAACGCCAACUUUGGGGCCGAUGGACGAUAUAGUGCACCUCCUUUCAUCUCGGAUUGAGAGAUGUGACGAGGAGGUGAAGAUUGAGAGGGUCUCGAGGAUGUUGAGCCCUGAUACGGUGGAUAGAGCCGUACAGGAUGUGACGAUCCGAUUUGAGAGGGCAAGACCUCAGAUCCUACCCAAGCCUAACAACAGAAAAAUUGUCGCCGUUUUUUUUUUUUAUUGAUCGUGGGGCCUCACCCCCUUU